CUGCCUCAAUUCCUCUCUCUCUCUCUCUCCUUCUCACUCCUAACACACGCCUUUCUCCCACAGCCGGAUUCCGGUAUAAGAAACAACAUCACUCGAACACAUGGCUCGCGGAGGCGAAUCAGAGGCUGCAAGACGGGCUGAUAUGGAAAUGAUGCAGGUAGCAGGACAACAAAGCGCCGAGCCCAAGAAGCGCGUCGCCUACUUUUACGACCAGAACAUUGGCAAUUAUCAUUAUGGACCUGGACACCCUAUGAAGCCUCAUCGUAUCCGAAUGUGCCACAGUCUGGUCAUGAAUUAUGGAUUGUACAAUAAGAUGGAAAUUUACAGAGCUCGCCCCGGAAGCAAAAAAGAAAUGACGGCUUUCCAUACGGAUGAGUACAUCGACUUUCUGUCCCGGGUCUCGCCUGAUAACAUGGACGCUUAUGCCAAAGAGCAAAUGAAAUUCAACGUAGGAGAUGAUUGUCCAAUCUUUGAGGGUCUCUUUGAAUACUGCCAACUCUCUGCUGGGGGAUCUAUGGAGGGCGCUGCAAGGCUGAAUAAUGGCUCAUGCGACAUUGCGGUUAACUGGGCUGGAGGCCUUCACCAUGCCAAAAAGACAGAGGCCAGUGGAUUCUGUUACGUGAACGAUAUCGUGCUCGCCAUCCUGGAGCUGCUGAGGUAUCAUCCACGCGUGCUUUAUAUCGAUAUUGACAUCCAUCAUGGGGAUGGGGUGGAGGAGGCAUUUUACACCACAGACCGUGUCAUGACCGUCAGUUUUCACAAGCAUGGAGAGUAUUUUCCAGGCACAGGAGAAGUCAGGGAUGUUGGCGCAGGAUCAGGAAAGUACUAUGCUGUCAACUUUCCACUGAGAGACGGAAUCGAUGAUGUCACAUACAAGAGCAUUUUUGAGCCGGUGAUCCAGCAUGUAGUGGACUGGUACAAGCCCGGCGCGAUCGUACUACAGUGCGGAGCUGAUUCUCUCAGUGGCGACAAGCUUGGGUGCUUCAAUCUGUCUAUGAAGGGUCAUGCAAACUGCGUCAAGUUUGUGAAGAGUCUGAAUCUGCCAUUGCUGAUGGUUGGAGGUGGAGGAUACACAAUGCGCAAUGUUGCUAGGGCGUGGUGCUAUGAGACCGGCGUCGCAGUGGGACAGGAGGUUGGGCCAGACAUGCCCUUCAAUGAUUAUUACGAGUACUUUGGACCAGACUACGAACUCGACGUCAAACCAAGCAAUAUGGACAACGCGAACACUGUUGAGUACUUGGAAAAAAUCAAACAGCAGGUCUUCGAGAACUUGGCACGGUCAAAGGGUGCACCUUCCGUUCAGAUGCAGCCUGUGCCUCGUGAUCUGGAUCUGUCGGAUGACGAGGAUCAGGACGAUCCAGACAAGCGAGUCCCUCAGAGACUAUGGGACAAGAGAGUGGUGCCAGAGAACGAGUUUGAAGAGUCGGAGGAUGAGGAGACUAAUGCAUCGAAUGGUGUUCGGUAUUCAAAAUCAGUGCGGCAUGGAAGGGUAUCCAAAUCUUCGGUGGGUGGUUUAUCGAGCCGACGGGCCCGUGGUACUGUCGACAUACUUCCUGCUGCGGCUACGAAAUUACAGUCGGCUCAUGACAUUGUGAAUGCUGCUGGUAUCGCUGCAAGCAAUGGCAAUGGAGCACACCAAAACGGCAUGUCAGAACCAUCCAGGGCUAUCACCUUUGCAACAACCACAAAGGCAGGAUCUGAAGAAGCAAAGACUGUGCCUGUGCCAGCGACUGCACCCGUUACUGAAGCUGGGAAGGACGAAGAUAUUGUCAUGGAUUCGGAAACGGUCGCUCCUGCGGGUUUAGAGUUGAAGAAAAAAGAGACAGCUCCGCCAUUAUCGACAAUGGAAACAGCAGCAGAUACAACCCCCGCUGUCGCUGCUGAACAGGACACAGAGAUGAUUGAAGCACCCUGAUCACAGUCCAGAACAAGCAUUGCAGAGAUCAAACGAAGCCUUGCUAGACGCAUCAUAAUAAAACGGCAAUCGUUCGCGGGCAU
Messenger RNA from Gamsiella multidivaricata, 1998 nucleotides. RefSeq lists its product as uncharacterized. Lineage: Eukaryota; Fungi; Mortierellomycota; Mortierellomycetes; Mortierellales; Mortierellaceae. Gene Ontology annotation, molecular function: histone deacetylase activity. The record is from RefSeq and is a predicted model, not a curated record. The coding region runs from base 101 to 1915 and encodes 604 amino acids. The transcript is spliced from 8 exons.